GCGACGGAGGUGAAUGAGUACCCCUGGCAAGCGGCACUCGUUGUAAAGGGAACCAACCAGGUUUUCUGUGGUGCUUCUCUCUAUAAUGAUGGUUACGUUGUUACGGCUGCUCAUUGUGGAAGCAAUAACUGAUUAUGGGAUAGAUGUGGAGGUUCUCCUAGGGGCACAUGAACUGACCAGCUCCACCAGUGCCCAGCAGCGUAUUUCUGUAGAAAGGAUCAUUAACCAUGAAAGCUAUGACAGCAGUACACAAGAUAACGACAUCGCUGUACUAAAGCUUGCCACAAAAGCUUCUUUGAAUGAAAAUGUUAAACCCGCUUGUCUUCCCAGCGUCAGUGAAGAUUAUACCGGCUUCACCGCCACUGUUUCUGGAUGGGGAACGUUGAGUUCAGGCGGUAGUCAACCCGAUGUCUUACAAGAGGUUCAGGUUCCAGUGGUCAGUAACAGCGAGUGCCAGCAGUCGUAUGGUAACAGCAUCAGUGACAUGCUUUGUGCUGGUUACGAUGCUGGUGGGAAGGACUCUUGUCAGGUCAGUGUUCACGUACUCUGGAACAAAUACAAGGAAUCUCUGUAUGAAAUAAAUGUAUUUUUUUUCAGGACGAUACAUAAGUAUUUGGACUGGCUGAAGGCUAAGACGAGUGAAGGAAGCAACGACUUGUGUUUUUCUGGUCAAGGGUCAGGCUCAACCACUAAGACUCCAGCAGCAACUACCGUCCCUUCAGCUACAAGCUGCAAGUGUGGACAAGUCAACCGACAGACUCGUAUCGUGGGUGGUCAGCCAACUGAGAUACACGAGUAUCCCUGGCAAGUGGCUCUCGUCAGUUCUUCCGGCUCAACACCAUUCUGUGGCGCCUCCAUCAUCAGUAACCAGUGGAUCCUCACUGCUGCUCACUGCGCUGCCGUCAUGACCACCAGCAACAUGGUGGUGAUCGGCGAGCACAAGUACACCAGCACUUCCGAGACGUCGGCCACAGAGCGCCUCAGUAUUGCUCAGACUUGUCUUAGUUCAGUUAUGACAGUCUUGUCUCAUGUCAGUUUUGACAGUCUUACCUCAGGCGGGUCACAGCCAAACACGCUGUAUGAGGUCACGGUACCCACCAUGACCAACGACAAGUGUAAAACCAAGUACAGCAGCUCAGGCAUAACUUCCAACAUGAUCUGUGCUGGCACAGACGCUGGUGGCAAGGACUCCUGCCAGGGUGACUCUGGUGGUCCCAUGGUCACUGCUGGGGACAGUAGCCAGAGGUUCAUGGUACAGAUCGGUGUAGUGUCUUGGGGCUACGGUUGUGCUGAUGCCGAUUACCCAGGAGUCUACGCCAGGGUCACAAACUACCUGACCUGGAUUGAGGCCAAGAUUGCUGGGUCGACCACCUGCCCACCACCUGCUGCCAGAGAAUAGGCGUCAAUUUCACCUCCUUUGGGGCCAACAUAGACUGGGGUGAACUCCACCCUCCCUGACUUUAGCACUUUAUUAACCUUUAGUCAUUGAAGUAACACCAUUAUAUGUUUCUGUUGCUCGUUUUCGCCAUGCAGAACUAUAACAUGUAGUUAAUAACUUCUUUUAAAAAUAAAUAAAGAUGAAGUGCA
Messenger RNA from Homarus americanus (American lobster), 1587 nucleotides. RefSeq names its product trypsin-1-like. Gene Ontology annotation, biological process: proteolysis. The coding region runs from base 86 to 1399 and encodes 437 amino acids. The record is from RefSeq and is a predicted model, not a curated record. The transcript has 10 exons. Lineage: Eukaryota; Metazoa; Arthropoda; Malacostraca; Decapoda; Nephropidae. Gene Ontology annotation, molecular function: serine-type endopeptidase activity.